Molecule: messenger RNA, 1677 nt
Organism: Cicer arietinum (chickpea)
Lineage: Eukaryota; Viridiplantae; Streptophyta; Magnoliopsida; Fabales; Fabaceae
Product: glycerol-3-phosphate dehydrogenase [NAD(+)]-like
Biological process (GO): glycerol-3-phosphate catabolic process; carbohydrate metabolic process
Cellular component (GO): cytosol
Molecular function (GO): NAD binding; protein homodimerization activity; glycerol-3-phosphate dehydrogenase [NAD(P)+] activity
Source: RefSeq, a predicted model, not a curated record
CCACAAAGUGGUCCCUACAUAAGCUACAAACACAAUGUUAUUGUCCUUGUCUUGUUUCAAACUUCAAACAUAGAGUGAAUCGCCAGAUUUAACUUCAAAACUUUUCAUUAUACUUUUUAACAUAAACAUAGUUUUUCACGAAAACUUGUUUUCCAUCUCCUCCUUAAUCACCCUUUUCUUUCCCUUAUAUCCAUUAUCUUCCUCUUAGCUUCUAUUCUUCUUUUUCAUUGCAAAUUUGCAAUCUUUCACUUCUUUCUUUGUUGUUAUGGCUCCAGCACUUGAAGCUCAAGGAGGAGAAACUUUAUCUCAGAACAGUUUUUUGAACAGUGUUGGUGAUGUUACAAACAGAUCCAAAGUCACUGUUAUUGGUAGUGGAAAUUGGGGUAGUGUUGCAUCUAAACUUAUUGCCUCUAACACUCUAAGGCUCAGCAAUUUCCAUGAUGAAGUUAGGAUGUGGGUAUAUGAGGAGACAUUACCAAGUGGAGAGAAGCUCACAGAUGUCAUCAAUCAAACCAAUGAAAAUGUAAAAUAUCUACCUGGAAUUAAGCUUGGCAAAAAUGUUGUUGCAGAUCCAGAUCUUGAAAAUGCAGUGAGGGAUGCAAAUAUGUUGGUGUUUGUGACUCCACACCAAUUUAUGGAAGGAAUAUGCAAAAGGAUAGCAGGGAAAAUAAGGGCAGAUGCUGAGGCUAUUUCCCUUGUUAAAGGAAUGGAAGUCAAAAUGGAAGGACCUUGCAUGAUCUCUACUCUCAUUUCUCAUGAAUUAGGAAUCAAUUGUUCAGUUUUGAUGGGAGCCAACAUAGCAAAUGAGAUAGCUGUAGAGAAGUUUAGUGAAGCAACUGUUGGAUACAGACAGAACAGAGAAGCUGCAGAGAGAUGGGUUCAUUUGUUUUAUACUCCUUAUUUCAUUGUGACAGCUGUUCAAGAUGUUGAAGGAGUUGAAUUAUGUGGAACACUAAAAAAUGUUGUGGCCAUAGCAGCAGGUUUUGUUGAUGGCCUGGAGAUGGGAAAUAAUACAAAAGCUGCUAUCAUGAGACUUGGUCUUAGAGAAAUGAAGGCAUUUUCAAAGUUGUUGUUUCCAUCUGUUAAGGAUAGUACCUUUUUUGAGAGCUGUGGUGUAGCUGACCUUAUCACAACAUGCUUGGGAGGAAGGAACAGGAAAGUUGCUGAGGCUUAUGCAAAGAAUGGAGGGAAGAGAUCUUUUGAUGAGCUUGAAGUUGAGAUGCUACAAGGCCAGAAGUUGCAGGGUGUCUCAACUGCAAGGGAAGUAUAUGAAGUUCUAAGCCAUCGUGGCUGGCUAGAGUUAUUCCCUCUCUUCUCAACAGUUCAUGAAAUAAGCAGUGGUCUCCUUCCACCAUCAGCCAUUGUUGAAUAUAGUGAGAAGUCACCAAGGUCCUUCUAAUUUAAGGGGCUUGGAGAUAGUGUUAAUUUAUUGUUUUCACACAUAGACUAUUUAUUUUAUUGGUAUAUACUCUUUUAGAGUAAACAAAAAUACAUUGUCAAUCAAUUAUAAUUACAAUUAUAAUUGAUAGAUCAUUAAAAUAUAUUUGACUUUUAUCAAAAUUAUAUUAAAAGUCGAAUAUAUAAUUGAUCGUAAUUAUUUGACAAUAUAAAAAGUUUUAUAGCAAUAAUGUAUGUUUGAGUUUCUCUCAAGGCCAAUGAAGUUAAAUUUUAUAUGAA